CUUCUUCAAGGCCUUGUACUCUUCUGAAUGAAAUGGCUGCAUUUAUAGCUAUGAUAGUCUACAUGGUUCUUUUGCCAACACCCUUUGCAGCUAAGGAUGAAGAGUGGAAAUCUGCUACUGCAACAUACACCAAAGAAAUAGAUGGGUCAAUCAUUGCAGAAGGUGCUUGUGGUUAUGGAGAUCUACAUAAGAUUCGCUAUGGAAAACAUAGCGCUGGAUUGAGUAGCAUGUUGUUUAAUGGAGGGAGUACCUGUGGAGCAUGCUUUGAGCUUAGAUGUGUUGACCACAUCUUGUGGUGCUUGGAAGGAAGUCCGACCGUCAUCCUAACCGCCACCGACUUCUGUCCUCCCAAUGAUGGCCUAUCUUCUGAUUAUGGUGGAUGGUGCAAUUUUCCCAAAGAACACUUCGAGAUGUCAGAGGCAGCAUUUACUGAAAUAGCAGAGAAAAAAGCAGAUAUUGUGCCAGUUCAAUAUAGGAGGGUGAGGUGUGACAGAAGUGGUGGAUUAAGAUUCACAGUUAGCGGGAAUUCUCGAUUCUUUCAAGUUUUGAUUACUAAUGUUGGAAUGGAUGGUGAAUUAGUGGCAGUGAAAGUGAAGGGAUCUAGAACAGGAUGGAUACCUCUGGCAAGGAACUGGGGACAAAACUGGCAAAGCAAUGUCAAUCUUCAUGGGCAACCUCUCUCUUUUGAAGUUACCUCUAGCAGUGGAAGAGCACUUACUUCCUAUGGUGCUGCACCUGGAAACUGGCAGUUCGGGCAGACAUUUGAAGGGAAACAAUUUUGACAUCGUCAUGCAACUAGGGAAAUUCAAAACUUUAGGCCUUCAUCAUGAAAUAUAACUAGAAGCUUUGAACAUAA
Molecule: messenger RNA, 856 nt
Organism: Cucurbita moschata (crookneck pumpkin)
Lineage: Eukaryota; Viridiplantae; Streptophyta; Magnoliopsida; Cucurbitales; Cucurbitaceae
Product: expansin-A16-like
Exons: 3
Coding region: 33-782 (249 amino acids)
Biological process (GO): plant-type cell wall organization
Cellular component (GO): extracellular region
Source: RefSeq, a predicted model, not a curated record